Molecule: messenger RNA, 1005 nt
Organism: Alternaria atra
Lineage: Eukaryota; Fungi; Ascomycota; Dothideomycetes; Pleosporales; Pleosporaceae
Exons: 1
Coding region: 1-1005 (334 amino acids)
Molecular function (GO): peptidyl-tRNA hydrolase activity
Source: RefSeq, a predicted model, not a curated record
AUGCCAGACGCGAGCACACGUGCGCACGUGGCGAGCCCUACGGCGGCCUCGCUAAUCCCUGCCGCCGAUCUCCAUGAAAAUGUCCAGCCCUCGCCAGAAGACAGCGACUACAGCAGCGACGAGCCCACCACAGCAGCCGCCAGACGAAGAAAGCGCAAACAGCUCCGCAAGGAAGAACGCAAACAAGAGAAACAGAGACACGAUUCCGCCCUUCCAACGCCCACAGAUUCAGAUACCGAGAACCCGACGAACCAACCCCGCAAACCUCCUAACAAGCCCCCAAAGCAGAACCGCAAGCCUGCUACCGAACUCGACGAUUCGUCCAUAACCAUACCUGCCACAAUUUCAAUGGCGAAACCCGCCGCCCAAACUGCUUACCCCCUCCUCAUAGCCUCCAUUGGCAACCCAGGCGCAACAUAUGCCAACACACUACAUUCUGCCGGCCACAUCGUUACCUCCUCCCUCUCAGAAGCGAAGCGCUACAGCCCCUUCCAAAAGGGCCUAUCAGGCCUAGUAUCACGACCUCCGGCUACAUACAUGGCAUUCGGCUUGACCGGGUAUCGAAGAGAAGCAACGGACAAAAGCACAGAAGAUGACUGGACAUUCUGGCAAUCCACUUCAUUAAUGAACGUUAGCGGCAGUGGAGUUUUGAGGGCGUACAACGAGUGGCUACGCGGUCUACGGCAGGCUGCUGGAAAUGCGACGUUACAAGGGCGACUAGUAGUCGUCCACGAUGAACUCGAGUCUGCGCUGGGCAAAGUCACAAUCCGUGACGGUGCAGCGAGCGCAAAAGGUCACAAUGGUAUCAAAAGCUGUCAACAAAGUCUUGGAGGGACGAAGUGGUGGAGAGUAGGCGUUGGGAUAGGCAGACCGGAGAGUAGAGAUCCGAAUAUAGUGAGCAAGUACGUCCUGGGUAAGAUGACGUCGUAUCAACGGGCACAGUUGGAGAAGACGACCAUACCGGUUUACAAGGCGCUGGAGGACAUCGCAGCGGGGAAGAAGUAA